GUGAAAUCGGCGCCUAUUACCCAGGAAUCAGUGCAUUCAUCGCUCGUGAUCAUCCCAGCAUCCAGCCCAGCAUCCCCUGCUCCAGCUGACUCAUCGGUCAUCCCUCAUCUGCCAGCCAUCAGCCGUCCUUCCGUGCUUCAGGACCAGCCACACAAGGUCAGUCAGGUCAUGCAGCAGUUUGAAGUGGAAGAUCCUUCCGCAUCGGCGCGGGACGGUGCGGACGGUGCUGCGAGAGAUGUGAGAGACGGCCGGACACGGGGAGGCGUUGAGGGGCGCUGGGGCUGGCUGCGGACGAGGCUGGGGAAGGUGUCGAUUGCGGUGGUCAUCGUGGCCUUUGUGGCGAUGCUCUUGGUAAUGGGUGUGUGUGUGCGGCCGGUCGAUGAAUGACAGACAGACAGACAGACAGACAGAGAGGCAGGCAGGCAGGCAUCACAGUGCAGUGUGUGUUGGAUGUGUGUGUGCUGUUGUUAUCUGUUUGUAGAAUUGGGGGUUCGAGGGUCGGGACCGUGAGGAUGCCCAUGACAGCGUGGCCCGCUGGGUGCGGCACCUCAGGCCCUACAAGACCGCAUUCGCCACUCUAUACCGUGAGACGCUAGACAGACAGACACGCACAGAGAGAGAGAGGGGGGGGGGGGAGAGAGAGAGAGACGAGUCUGCCCAUGUGUGUGUGGUGGGCGUGUCAUGGACGGCUGAAUGCAGUUGACCCCAGGCGUGCGCACCGUCUGCUGCUGCAGUUCCCUUUGCCCUUCCUCAAAGACCCCACCGCACAGGCAAGGCACACUCACCCACACACCCACACACGCACACACAUACAUCCAUCCAUCCAUCCGGUGCCUCAUGUGUGGCAAGUAUGUGUCUGUGUGGGUGUGGGUGUAGGUGUUGGUGACGAGUGUGUUUGCCCGCGGCCCGUACUCGCACUACCCGGCCAGCUAUGGCAGCGACAUCGUUCUCGAGUUCAGACUCACUGCCGAUGACACCGGUGAGUCAAUGGGCACAUGUAGUGGUCCAGUGGUUCAUUGGUCCAUUCCUUCAGCUGUGGAGGUGCGUCGUGUGCCGCUGGAGAUGCGCACAUCUGACCCACAAUCGGUGUACACCGUCAAGAAGGCUCUAUGGACAGGCAAGGCAUGCACGGCACUGACCCACUCGUGUAUCCAUCCAUUCCACCUUCUCCCAUUCCUCGCAGGGUGGCUGGUGGAUCUGCCGAUAUUGGCUCGAGGUCAGCCCUACGGCCCCCACACGCACACCCACACCCACACACAGCAGCAGCAGCAGCAGCAGAAGGGCGCCCCACAGCCGUAUGCCAAAGCGGAUGUGGUGCUGGUGGACGCCUGGGUGGGUGGGUGGGUGCGUGAGUUGAUCAGAGGCACAUGGAGAGUGUAUGUCAGGCAUGAGAGUGCGGUGUGAGAGUGUGUGUGUUUGUUUGGACAGGGAUUGACGGCGAAUGGGUUCUUUCAGUCGUCCGUGAAGCCGAGAGAGGUCGUAGGUACGUCAGCAGUCAGCCAAGGCGGAUACCUACCAAGAUGAUUCUUUGCUCCAUGGUGUGUGCGUGUGUGGGUGUGUGAUAGGCGUGAAGGUAGACAUGAACGACACGCGAGCGUACCACAUCAACUUCGCCACCACCGUCCACCACCUCAUGCAGGAACGGGACAACAGAUGUCAGCACACCCACAGCCGACACACACACGCACUGACCGAUUGCUCGCCCAUCCAUCCAUCCAUCCAUCUGUGUGAGCAGAUCCCCUCUCCAUAACAUACACAGUCUCUUUGCUUCCAUACCCACUGCUGCCAGGGAGGGUGGCCGACGACAGGGUAAGCCUUUAAGCCAAGCGUCCACCAUCGAGCCUCCGUCGGUGCGUGUGUGUGUAUGUCUGUGUGUGUGUGCAGGUGGGAUACUUCACCAGCACCUACUACGACGUCGGCUACCACCGGCCAAUGUGGGAAGGGAUGAGCGAAGCGAAUAGCAACAACAGCAACACACGAUGGGCCGGCUGUUGGUACGGGUAAGACAGUAGGUCAGAGACCACUCACUGCUCAUGGCGGGUCGGUGCACUCACUGUGGUCGUGUGUGUGUGUGUGUUGGGUGUCUGUCACCAGGCAUGGCGAGGGCUACUAUGAGUAUGCCACCAGCAACAAUGCCACGAGCAGCCGCAUCAACUGCGUCAGGACCAAACGGCUGUCGGAAUAUGUCGACAGAGAGGUGUGAGCAUUGACACACACACGCACACACACACACACACACAUUUGUAUGUCUGUUUGUACGGCGGCAGGUGACAGUAAUCCAACGCCGCCGUCUCCUGCCGGCAGACAGCCAGAGAAACGUCUCAUACCCACUGCUCUACUUCAUUGGUACACACACACACAUAGACGAUUUCCGGCGUCCGUGUCUGACGCGUUCUUCCUUCAGACCCCUCAGUGCCUGUCCGGUGGCGGCCCGCCAUGUGUCGUGGCGUCGAGAAGUGGAACCAGGCCUUCAAGCUCCUGGGAUAUGACCCACACUAUCAGAGCCGUCGCACCUGGUCAGUGAGUGACCAAUGUUCUGCAGAUGUGCAGAUGCGCGAUGGAUGGAUGGAUGCGCGUGUGUGUGUGUGUUGGAGCAGGCGACGCACGGUGGCCGGCAGACUACAGUGUGGGCGACAUGCGGUACAACACCAUCACCUGGGGAGCGGCACUCGACCGCAUAUUCGCAAUCGGUACACAUAUAUACGCACACACACACACACACACACACACAGAGAGAGAGAGAGAGAGAGGUGGUGUGGCCAUUGUGCAGGUCCAUCGGUGAUAGACCCACGCAGUGGUGAGAUCCUCAAGAGCGACAUUUUCUUCACCGAGGGGUGGAUCAAGUCAUUCAUCAACCAGUUCGAGCGAAGAUACCCUCAGAUCUACACACAAGAAGAAGAAGGUCGGCUCACCCCUCCCCCCCCUCCCCCUCCCCUCCCCGAAACACACACACAUAUGAUGCUCUUUCUUCCGAACGUCCAUCCGCCAGGUGAUGACCGCCAGCAGUCGUCGUCUAUCGUCGAGCAUUUCAUUUCCUCAAUGCCAAAUGCCGACAGCGACGCGCUGAGGGGUCUGCUGUCCAACGCCCAGCUGACCGACAGGGAGCUCAUCGAGGGCUUUCUGCGCGCCCACUCUAACACCGAGAACACCGACGCACGGGGAACGAGAUACACAAAACACGGUGCCACACAGAGAGAGAGAGGCGUGGGCGCACCAAUGGUGGUGUGUGGGCGGGUGGGUGGGUGUGUGUGUGUGUAGCUGUCCCCGGACUGCACGAGCGCAUGGCGCACGAGGCGCGUGACGGCUCCUUUGUGGCGCUGAAGCUGAUGUACCACCAACACAUGAAGGACGAAGAGAGCAGAAGACAGCUGCAGAGAAAGAGUCAGUCAGACACCCACACACAUACCCUCCCACUUAUGGGACCCAUCAGUACGUGUUGUGUGUGCGUGUGCAUGUGAUUGAUGGUGGCAUGGCAGGCGGCAACGUGACCAAUGUCGUGAGGGAUGCGGCCACGUCGUCACACGCGUGGAUGCCAAAUGAUCAACGCACCCUCCAAGGUACAGACAGAGCCAAGCGGCUUCCAAGCCUGUGUGUAUGUGUCGGCUGACUGCAAUGCUAUCAACGCAAUGCAGGCGGCAACUCGACGACUGAUGAUGGUGUCGAUGGUGCCGGAUGGCCGAGUGGCAGCUGGAGUUGGUAUGAGCGAAUAUUGGAGGCCGGGCUGGAAGACGUCGUCACACACGAAGUAAGCGACUCAGUGAGUGGAUGGAUGGAUGGAUGGCAUCCAACCAGUACUUACCGACACACACGAAUCGAAUGCUGCGGGUGUGAACCGACAGGUCGGCCACACACUGGGGCUGCGGCACAACUUCAAGUGACUAGUGAAUGAGUGAAUGACGACAUUCCGGCCAGACACACAAACAAAUAAACUGCCCCCCUGUGUGUAUGUUCCUCCCUCCCCCUCUGCGUGUCUGCCUGCCUCUGUGCGGGCGGUGUGUUGCGUCAGGGCGUCCACCACCAUCCCGUGGGAGCAGCUCACCAACGCCACAUACAUCUGCAAACACGGGCAAGUUCGUCGGUGGCCUGCAGGCCCCACACCCCACGACGCAUCCACGCGUGUGUGUGUGUGUGUGUGUGUGCAGGUUGGGCAGCAGUGUGAUGGAUUACACUGCGGUCAACAUGGCUGCCGGGGUGGCCGACGACGCACUCUACUUCAGCCCCACUAUCGGAGACUACGACAAACUCGCAAUACGGUCAGCCGGAUAUAUACUACACAAUCAACACACACGUAAUAAUCCUUCGCACGUGUGUGGUGUGCAUCGCGUAGAUUCGGCUACCGACGGCUGGAGGAUGAGGUCAGCCAUCACGACAGACACAGACAGACAUGUGUGUGUUGUGUGAUGGUGACGUUUGUCUGCCCUGCCUGUAGGUGUCGGGUGUGCCGCACCCCUCGUCCCUCUCGCUGCUGUCCUCUGAACCGAUGGCGUUCGCCACUGACGAGGACGACCCCGACGCCAGCGGAACGGACCCAUACAACAACGUGGUGAGCGUCGUGUGUGGCUGUCUGUGUGUGUUUGCAUAGCAUUCUGUGGUGUGCACUUGCUUGCUUUGGUUGGUUGGCUGCAGCGAGAUCUCAGCAACCCGCUGCAGGUGUCUGUCCGCAGAGGAUACAGAGGAUCAUACGUGUGCAUCUAUCCUUCGCAUCUGUUUGUGUGCAUGCGCCUUGCUCAGUUCUACUUGAACGAGCUCGAGUACGUCAAGGUACGGAGAACCAACACCAACACACACGUGUGACAAACACGCAUCCAUCGAGGGGCGAGUGAAGUGAGUGCACUCACUCACUAUACCUACCGCAGAACAUCCGUUCGGUGCUGCUGGAGAGUUCCGUGCUGCCAGGGGAGGAUAUGUCGCGCCUCGCAGAGGCAGAAAUGACCAUCCUCGGCAGAGUACACCCACCCACCUCACCAAGCACACACACACACACACACACGAAUGGAUGUCUGUGUGGAUGUCUGUGUGUAUGUGUGAAGGUGAUGACGGCUGGCAUGUAUCUCUCCAAGUUCCUCGGUGGUGUGGUGCUGACCAAGGAUCCCAAACCAACACCAACACAGGCAAACGAGAUGAUGGCAGAGGCAACAGCCGCCAUGGCCCCGCCCGCAUUAGCUGUGGACGGCAACAGGCAGCAGGAGGCCCUGGAAGCCAUCACCGAGGUUCGUAUACACAUCUGACCGACAGAGAGUGCACUGCACCUGGGGAAGGAAACCAAUACACACAUGUGUGUGUGUAGUCAGAUAUUGACAGGUGUGCCUGCGCGUGACGAUCGUCGCGGCAAGGGGAGCCGGGGGAAAAGGAAAAGCGGUGUGGAUGGCCGGGGGUCGUCGCUGUACCCCUCACCCGAAUCGGUGCAGUAUCUGGUACGAUGAAUGCAUAGCGACCACAGCCGCACACAACACACGCGUUUCGGUGCCCAUGUCAUGUGUGUUUUGGUGUUGGUGUCAAUCAAUGUGUCUGUCAGGUGCGUCGUGUGGGCGUGUGCAGCGGCCCCACCCGCUUCUGCAUGGGCAGAGAACCGCUGGACAUCCUCGCAUCAAUCGACUGUAUGCGACCGAUCCACCACCCACACGGACAGACAGACACACAGGCAGGCAGACAGGCAUACAGUCUAUCCGUCUGCUGCUCAUUCAUGUCUGUAUAUGUGUGUUUGUGAUUUGUUGGCUGAUCGAUCGUCCAGCGCUGCAGAAGCUGCUGCUGCUAUUCAUCUUCCUUCCCCGUCGCCUGGUCCGCCUGCGGACACUCUCCUGGCUCUCUGCCGACUAUGGCAGUGGCUCUCGGGCAUCGUCGCCACCCUUGGCCACGGCCCCUCCCCCAGCAACCAUUCAGCCGGGCACACUCGAGCAGCCAGACGAGCAGCCGAUGGUGACGCAUACGGGCGGCAAUGAGACGUUCUCUGCCGACUACAUGACGACCGACGAGAGGCGAGAGCUGAGAGGGAGAGGCGGCAACGAUCGGGAAAGUCCUUUCACGACAAGCAGACUUGUGAAAGAGGUACACAGUACAUGUUGACAGACCGACAAGCCCAGCAUAUGUGUACCUUCCAUGUGUGUGGCAGCUUGGAUCGUCUUUGUGGCCCGAGUUCCCUUCCCGUGGUGGUGCAGCGAGCGUUGGCCGCGAGCCGCUAGCCUUUCGCGCAGUGCGGUCGCCUCAACGAUGGAGUCUGCAGAUAUUCUGGAUCGAGCUGAUGGGUGCUCUCGCUGACGGCCUUCUGCCUAUCCAGGAGCUGCGUGCAUCGGCCACUACAGAGCUAUGGCGAAUACAGGUCGGUAGAGGGAUGGAGAUGGCAAAAAUGUCGUUUGGCGUCUCUCUCUCUCUCUCUCUCUGUGUGUGUGUGUGUGUGUGUGUAUUCAGGCUGUGUUGACAAGUCUGAAGGACGAUAAGCGGCUGAUGAGCGGCCCUCUUGCCGACCUGCCGUCGCAUUUGCGGCUGUGCGAGCAGACGCUUGAUGAGACACUCGAUCCGCUGAGGCGGGGCAGAGGGAGAUGACCUGGGUGGUGUAUCUAUCGAUUGCAUGGUGUGAUGGCUGCAUUCAUAUAUGCAUAUGUCGAUAGAUAUGAUGUGAUGACUAGGAGAACGACAGACUAUAUUUUGGCUAUCGUCAUCUUUUGAAUGAUUGCUUUUCAGUGUGUUUCAUGGGCGAGAGGGCAUUGAAUCAGCAAUGAGACAUGAAAAACAUGAAGAUGUAAAGAGGUCUGCAUGAAGUGUAUGACGAUAAGCUAUAAUAAAAUCUACUAGGAC
Molecule: messenger RNA, 6792 nt
Organism: Vitrella brassicaformis
Lineage: Eukaryota; Vitrellaceae
Source: the annotation of a GenBank genome assembly